This is a messenger RNA of Nasonia vitripennis (jewel wasp), 2562 nucleotides long. RefSeq lists its product as uncharacterized. The coding region runs from base 983 to 2500 and encodes 505 amino acids. The record is from RefSeq and is a predicted model, not a curated record. The transcript has 16 exons. NCBI's taxonomy places the organism in Eukaryota, Metazoa, Arthropoda, Insecta, Hymenoptera, Pteromalidae.
GUGUGUGUGUGUGUGUGUACACACACACACCAAAUUCAGAUAGAAACAAUUAGCUUCAUUAAAUAGAUUCAUUAAAUAAACAAAAUUUAGUUUAAAUAGUGUGUUUUCCGCCGAAUGUUUUUCAAUUUAUUAUUUUGUGAAUCGAUUGGUUGAAUAUAGUUAAAAGUAUUUAAAACUUAUUGUAUAUUAUUGAAUCUUCAAAUAUUUUUAUUUUUAUUUUGAUUUUGGAUAAGUUCUAGAAAAGUUUUCUCAAUGUUAUAAAAAGUAACUUGGAUAUUUUCUAAAAAAUAUUGAAGUUUUUUAUUCAGCAAUUAUAAAUUUGAAAUUCUAUUGCUGUUUACUCAAACAAAAAUAUAUAAAAAAAAAGUUUUUCAAUGUUAAAAAAUGAGGUAGAUUGAACAGUUUCAUUUAUAUUUGGUACUAUCAAGUUACAUCUACAGUUUAUUUGGAUGGACAAUCAAAACAUGUUAAUGUAGACAGUACAAGACUGCCAGUUCAUGAACACAUUCGUAAUGAAUGGAUACACAAGGGUAACCUAAUCAUAAGUAGGAAGAAUACGUCUGCAGUAAACAUUUUUCAAGUCCAGAUUAUUUACUAAGUGAAUACAAAUCCGCCAGAUAGCGUGUAGCGCAGUAUGGUAACCGAGCGGAUAACACCUCACGCCCGCCUUAUAACAGCUGUAUACUGAUGUGCAGUCGCAAGGCUUAUUGUCCAAUUGCGGGCAUUUCACGACAGUCGGCUGGAGGGGCUCUUCCUGAGCGCUUCCUCGCACCCGAGUUCCGCGAGACCCACUAAGGCAAUGAAAAUACUGAAUCUUCCUCAGCAGUGUGGGCCGUUUCCAGAUCGUCGCUGAUGUCUUUGUCCACUUCCUCGAUUCGGUGUGCUGUUAUAUCUGAGGCUUGGGGAACCAUUUCAAAUAUUAGAUGACUUACUUAAGAAGUUAAAAAUAGAUCAUGCCGUCUGGUGCAAUGAUAAGAAUGAUAUGUAUUAUGAGGUUAUUUUUCCGGUACCUGGAGGCGAUCCUUGUGAGAAUUGCUUACAUUGUCUUACAGAACUUGGUAUUGGACUAAGAAUGAAUUCUAUAGUAAGUGUUAUUCCGACUCAGUGUGCAUAUAGAGGUUUACUCGACGAAAAAUGCCUUAAAAAUGCAACAGAAAAAGUAGAAUCUGUUGUAGAUGAAGAAAAAACAGCAUGGAAAAUAUUUGUAAGUUCUAUUCGUUCAAAAUUGACUGUAAAACAGGUAGUAGAUGGUGUUCGAAGUGGUGGUGACUUAACAUUUGAUUAUUUUCUAUUAGUGUUAACAGCAGACUGUCUUGCAGCUCUGGGAUUAAUAGAAAAUAGUGCUACAAAUGUUGUUGCUGCAAUGCUUGUUUCACCAUUAAUGGGUCCAGUUAUGUCUUUGACAUUUGGUUCAAUAAUAGCUGAUAAAGAACUUCAAUCUAUUGGUCUUAAAAGUUUGUGUUUUGGUAUAUGUUUAUCGAUAUUAUUUGGAUUUAUUUUUGGAUUAAUUCUGGGAACAACAAAAAUGCCAUGGGGAUAUAAUGAUUGGCCAACUGACGAAAUGAAAGGACGCGGAAACUUCAGAUCUCUUUGGAUGGGUGUCCUUUGGGCUCUACCCUCAGGAACAGGCGUUGCCGUGGCAUUACUACAAGGAAGCAAUGGACCACUGAUAGGAGUAGCUAUAUCUGCUUCAUUGCUACCUCCUGUUGUAAACUGUGGUUUAUUUUGGGCUCUAGGGUGUAUCUGGAUAAUAUAUAAACCUACAAAAAUACCACAUAUCAAAGGAGAAUCAAUGGCGAAUUUCACAAGCGCGUAUACUUAUAUAUAUGCUGAUUAUAUUCCAAUCGAAUUUUUUUGCAAUGGUUUAAUAAGCGCAUGCCUCACAUUAGUGAACGUAAUAUGUAUUUUUAUUACAGCUAUUAUCGUUUUGAAGGUCAAGGAAGUUGCAGCACCUUAUACAUCGACACCAGAAAUACGACGUUUUUGGGAGCACGAUAUUCGGCUUGUUCGCAAUGAAAAUAUAACUAGAAAUAACAGUAUGAGCGAUUGCCGAAACCAUACUGAAAUAUCUGAGGCGAAAAAAAAAGAAUUCGAAAAAACAUUAAAUGAAGCAGUCUUGGAAGCAGUUAACGACGAUACUUUCCGCAAAAUUCAAAGAGUGAGUUAUGGACAAUUUAAACCUAAUCAAAUAUCUUCACUUAUUAAAUCAGACAGAGAAACUAAAAUUAUGAACAAUGAAAGUGAUACAAAAAAACACUUUAAUGAAUUAAAUAGCUUUGGUAUCAAAGAAGAUUUGGAUACAUUAGAGAGAUUAGUUAAUCAGCUGUUGAUUAAACAAACAAAAGAUAAAGACAAUAAAAAGAAUGACAAUUGGAGCAAUAUAAAAACUUUUAGGAAUGAUUAUAUAUCCCUGCUGCCUACGAACGAUCUUACUACUAUUCAUGAAAACUGUACAUAUUGCCCGUCAGAAAAUAAUAUUGAAAAGUGUUCGAAAUUGUGAAUGUAAAUGUACAACAUUUUAUUAUAACGAAUACAUAAAUAAAAUCAAUAUAUCAUUAUAAG